Trichoderma virens Gv29-8 is the source of this 964-nucleotide messenger RNA. RefSeq lists its product as uncharacterized. Bases 233 to 826 code for a protein of 197 amino acids. The transcript has 3 exons. The record is from RefSeq and is a predicted model, not a curated record. Gene Ontology annotation, molecular function: catalytic activity. NCBI's taxonomy places the organism in Eukaryota, Fungi, Ascomycota, Sordariomycetes, Hypocreales, Hypocreaceae.
CUCACCCAUCACAAGAAAUAAAGGAGGAGCCAAAUUGGGACACACAUAUAUAUCCGCACUCCCCUCACUCAUGAGCCAAGUCUUCCAAAGCCUGUCCCGUCAUUCAGGCUCAUCCGCUUCACGAUUAGUAGUGUUCCGAGCAAGCCGAUUUGCUGCACGGCCUUGGUCAGAUCGCCGUGCUAGAGCGUUUAAUUUGAAGGAUUUCGAGAAGCCGUCUUUUGUGAGGGGCGUCAUGACUUCGACUAAUACGGACGGCAUGAAUAUCAAAUUUGGGCCUUUUGAGGUUACAAGGCAGGUUUUCCUGACAACUCCUCACUCCUAUGGUCUUGUCAAUCUCAAGCCGCUCCUCCCAGGCCACGUCCUCAUCUGCCCACACAAGCCCCAUCGCCGGCUCCUGGAUCUCUCUCCUGCUGAAACAACAGAUCUGUUCUCCACUGUCCAGCUGGUCCAGAAGCUUCUCGCCCGGCUGUAUUUCCCUGACCCCUCGGAUCUCCAGUCGGGGAGCUUCACUGUCGCACUGCAAGAUGGUGCGGAGGCGGGACAGACGAUUCCCCACGUUCAUGUCCAUGUGAUUCCUCGUGUGAAGGGUGACAUGGGCGAGGCUAUGGAUGAGAUCUACGUGCACCUAUCAAGUGAGGAGGCCAACGUGGGAGGAGCGCUGUGGGACCGCGAGAGGCCACGACCAGGCGGAAAGAUGCCGAGAAUUGAGGAUGCGGAGCGGAAUGCGCGGACAAUGGAGCAGAUGAUUGAGGAGGCGGAGAAGUUCAAGGCCGUGUUGGGAGAGAUGGGCAUCGGGAACUCUGCCAAGGGAAGUGAGCGGCUGUAAGAGCCCGUGUGUGUGACAGAAAAUGCCGUGCAUAGAGGCGCUCUAUACAUGCGCGGAGCAUUCAACUUAGAUGCUAGAUUAGCAUCCAUGGUCCAUAGAGGUACAGUUAAACAAGAAUAGCAUGUUGUCAUUGUCCAU